AUGUACUGGCGCGUCGGGUUCGCCUGGACGCGGUCGUGUGUGGUUGAUCUCGGCCAGAACCAGAGCUUCUUCUGCGGCCCGCUGGGCACCGGCGAGGAGCUGUCGUUUUAUGGGUGCAUCAUCGCCUUCCCCCUGCAGGACCACAGCGGGAUCAUGUCCGCUCUGGGCUCGGACUCGUGGUGGAGGAAGACGCUGUAUCUGACCGGAGGGGCUCUGCUCGCUGCCGCUGCCUAUCUGCUGCACGAACUGCUGUCCAUCAGAAAGGAAGAAGAGCUGGACUCUAAAGAUGCCAUCAUACUCCACCAGUUUUCCAGGCCCCAAAGUGGCGUUCCGUCCCUGUCCCCUUUCUGCCUUAAAAUGGAGACCUACCUUCGCAUGGUUGACCUGCCCUACCAGAACUACUUUGACGGGAAGCUUUCGCCGCAGGGUAAGAUGCCGUGGCUCGAGUACAACCAGGAGCAGGUGUUUGGCUCGGAGUUCAUCAUGGACUUCCUGGAGGAGAGGCUGGGCGUGAACCUCAACAAGAGCCUGACCCCACAGGAGAAGGCCAUGUCCCGCGCCAUCACCAAAAUGGUGGAGGAACAUUUCUACUGGACCAUAGCUUACUGUCAGUGGGUGGACAACCUGGAGGAGACCCAGAAGAUGCUGUCGGUGAGCGGACCGCUGAGUGACCUACUCAAGUGGAUCCUGAGUCACCUGACCGGCGGGAUCGUCAAGAGGGAGAUGUACGGCCACGGGAUUGGCCGCUUUUCUAAGGACGAGGUUUACGCCCUGAUGGAGAAGGACAUGCGCACCCUCGCCACUAUUCUAGGUGAUAAGAAGUACCUUAUGGGCUCGCGUCUUUCCACAGUAGACGCUGCAGUGUUCAGUCACCUGGCUCCUGCUAUGUGGACGCUACCGGGAACACGUCCGGAGCAGCUAAUCAAAGGGGAGCUGAUCAACCUGGCCAUGUACUGUGAGCGUAUCCGCCGGCGCUUCUGGCCCGAGUGGUUCGUGGACCUGGAGGACUUCUACUACAGCGACACCGACGAGGGCAGCGACUCGCACUCCAAACUCCCUGACCUGGGUCUCUACUCCUGCACGGACACUUUCCAGGAAGACACAAAAACACACACCUCCCCCGCCCCCAGUCCACAGGACGCCCCGUCGCCGUCCCCGGACAGCGACCCCACCGGCUGCUCGCUUUAUGACUCUGACAUGGACACAGAGUGCUCCGAGAUGGACCAGCUCAAGUGUUGACAACACUUACACGGCUACAUGCGCGCACACCACAGGAGGGCGCUGCUUCCCACCUGCACACAUGCCCUCCCCCCUACCUCUUAGAACAGUGUAUAACUGGGGAGUGCUUCUGGUGUGGAGAAAUCGAGGAUGUACAGGUUUAACUGUAGUGGAGGAAUGAUCGGUAAAGAGGGAAAGGGAGUGAAGGAUAGUUUAAAAAGUCAGAGAUGGACGGAAGAAAAAAGGGAGGCAGCUGUUAAAGGAAAGGAGAAGAGAUUCAGAAAAUGACUGAGAAGUAACAAAAACCAGGAGUGAAUGACGCUGCCGCUGAGAAACUCCUCCACGUGGUCCACAUCAUCUGCAGUCACAACCUGUCAUCCCGUUGCUGUAACCUGUGUGUGGCCCCCUCUUCCCCCCCCCCCCGUAGCAACUUGCACCGCCCGGCCUUGUGUGAGUUUUCGACCGAACCGAACCCUCAAACGCCUUGUACCCGAUAUGUCGUCCACUUGUAGGCAACUGUACAGGAUUCACGUGAACCCAGACGAGUCAGUGUAAAUACACAAAUGGAUCUGAUUGGAUUCUCAGAUUUAAUAGAUAGAAUAUUUAAUUCUAUAUGAGUAUAAAUAGUAUAGAUAGCUUGCAAAUAUAAAAACCAUCCCCUCUGUGAUAUGGUGUAAAUAAUGUCUGUGUUUCCUCUGUGAAAACCAUUUUGUGUUGGACACAAAUUGUCUCGUGAUAGUCUCCAUGAUUACCCACUCCGCUGGUCUAGGAUCAGAACAUGACCUCUCGUGUGUAUGUCCUUCUACACAACUGGGAUAUUACAGUCAUUUCCGUUGUCCAUAUUUAAAGAGUCUAGUUGUAGAUAGUGGAUAUAUUAGAUUGUAAAGCACUUGAAAAUUUUAUUUUGUCUUAUUAAGAUUCUUAUUUUGCCAAAAAACAACAACAACCACAUCCUUAGAACAAUAUGGCGACAAAUAAACUGUGUCUCAAUUCAGGAGCAGCUGCAUUCAGAGGACGUGGUCUGCACAGCGCAGGAAACCCACCUCCUUCAUGGGCCUUGUAUUCCCAGCUAGUCCCGAGACACGAGGAGAGAGUUUUAAUGACACUUGCUUUGUCUUAACGUUUCGGUUUCAUUGACCUGUGAUACUUUAGCAUUGCACCUCUCCUUGUCAUUACCACAUGGUUUGUCUCUGAAUCGCAAUGCAUGCUGGGAUAGGUUGUCCCGGGAGGGGUCCACUCGUUGGAGCCUUUGUUUGUUGUUUGCCGCAUUUGUAGGAGCCUUCGAAAUGGGACAGGCAGGUCGCGCCGCUUGACCCCUGAGUCGAGACACAGCUUUACUGUCAUGCCCCUGUGUUGAUGGUCUUUCAGGACAUUAGUCACGCAGACACUUACAUGCAUUAAGAGCGAGUCAAACAAUCACGUAGGAACAGAUGUAAUAGAUAUAUAAAAGGAAUGAAAGUGCAUGGCUGGCGCGUCCCUUUACACUUCAUGUGGAUAGUCUUAUCUGCAUUUCUAAGCUGGCCUGUCUGAGUUUGACUUCGUGAAUUAGUUUGGGUUUUUCCUAAAUCAAAGAUGUAGCCGAUGGAUCGUGAAAAUUACUUUUUAUUUAAACUCUGCUAGCAGUUGAGUUUUUUUGUGUCACCUGCUUCACAUUCCAAAGUGAUGGAUUGCUCAGAAAACGUUAUGUAAAGCAAUAAGAGAGCGAAUCUGAUGCUAGACUGCGCUUGGUGGGCGGCCUGUGCGAUUGCGAGGUGCGGGUUCGAUGUGUGUUUGUCAUUCAGCAAAUGCACGUGCCGACAUGUUGCGUGUUCAGGCUGCUUGUGCGGAUGCAAGCAAGGGGUUCGUUUCUGUUUUUAUUUCAAUCCUGCAGGCGAAUUCAUUCAUUUCAGCAAAUGGAAUAAAGUGGAAAUUAACAUAAAAUUGCUGUGACAGGCCGUAAUGCAGAGAUACUUUGUGCAUAUGUUGGCAAAAUUAGGUAAAGCGCAGAACAGUGAAGCCAAAGCUAUGUUGGAGAUCAGUUAGGAGAGUCUCUAUUACUUUUUUCCCAACUACUAAAUGUCCUAUGUUAGUCAAUAUCGGCCAAUGUUUCAUUUGAGGAUCAAAUAUCUACAACCGAUCUUCAAGAUCAAUCAUUGGUCGGCCCCUACUCGUGUGGGUGAUGCACAAAAAUAAUACUUAUAUAACUUAAAAAUAUGCAGCAUUAAUAUUUAGCGGUGUAUUGUGACAUAAAUAUAAAUAUAUAAUUCAGCACAUAGCGAAUAGGUUGACGUGUGAUAGGUCAAUAAGGGAAUAUUCUGAAUCUGAUGUGUCAGUAGAACCAGGGUGUUGAUAAUGAGGAUUGUCAGCAAAGCCUUUGUGUGUGUGUGUGUACUGCGGUUUAUUUUUCAGUACAAUAAUACAGCCUGAAACGUAAGGAGAUGAAUUUUGGUUUUGUGUCUUCAGACCCCUUUGCCUGCAUGUUCUUGCCUUCUCUCGUCAACAGUCAGAUCUAGCCUUAUGAUAACUAACUCCUUAAGCCGUUUACUUUAUGCCAGUGCCAGCAUAUAUUUUUUUAUACGUCGUUAUUUAUCAUGUAUUUAUUUUAAUGUGUGUGACUGUGAUGGUGGGUGUGUUUGAAUUUUUAAAGAAUAUUGUUAUUUUGCACACUUCUUCUUCAUUAUGUUUACAUGUGUUGUCUUAAAAAAUGAUUUUAUUGAUCCGUGGGUUUUAGUGCAAUACUGUGGAUUUUCGCGGACUUCCUGUUGACGCGGAAGAAAAUGCACAUUUUAACGUUAACGCCAGUCAUUGCAUGUUUGUCCACGUUUGGACACGUCAUUCGGUAAACGUAGAAUACUCCUGUCAUGACGUCAUAAUGUUCCAGCAGUUUUGUGUUAGAAUAGAUGAAAUCGUAAAAGAAGACAUUAACUACUGAGGUAAAACACCAAAGGUUACUCCUUCCAGAUCAGCGUCCGUGGGCAACUUCAUCUGUCUCAGUGUUCCUCACCAGUUAAAGGUCAGAGGUCGUGUGUGUCACGUUCCCAUUGAGAUCUCUGCUUAUAGACUUUAGAAGCCAUAACGUCUCCUAGGGUGUCGUAUGUGUGUGUGCUGAAACACUUGUGGAUUCUCAUCAAACUGUAAAUAAGAAAACUGGGGAGGGGGGUUCAAAUUGCUGAAAUUACCCAAAAGAAUAAAGCUCUAUCACAUUUAAAAAUAAAAGAUUCUUAUGAAUGUAUCAUACCUGGAGAUAAAAAGCUGUAUGACAAUGGAUUACUCAUAAUAUGUCAUUAAAUAUAGCUGUGUUAUUUUC
This is a messenger RNA of Pleuronectes platessa (European plaice), 4504 nucleotides long. RefSeq names its product failed axon connections homolog, metaxin like GST domain containing a (gene faxca). Gene Ontology annotation, cellular component: cytoplasm. The transcript has 6 exons. NCBI's taxonomy places the organism in Eukaryota, Metazoa, Chordata, Actinopteri, Pleuronectiformes, Pleuronectidae. The coding region runs from base 1 to 1239 and encodes 412 amino acids. The record is from RefSeq and is a predicted model, not a curated record.